AUGAACGGUCGAGCGAAUUCAAGUAGUUCCAACAGCAACUUAACAGCAGAAGGAAGCGGAAAUGGUCCCAAUAGGAUUGCUGGCGGGAACUUCUCAAUGUUGAUGGUAGAGCGAUUGCGAGGACGCGAAAAUUAUUCCUCGUGGAAGGAACGUGGGAAGCUUUUGGUUCAACGUGCUCGAACUGCAAGGGAAGCGUGGAACAAGCAAGCCGCGUUCCAGGAUGACAGAAUGUUUCGUCGGAUCGGGCUUUUGAGGAAUCUGACUGGAAUUCGUCUCGAAGAUUGUGGUUCCGUGAAGGAACAUUCGUCCAAUGAAAAUCAAUGGAUCUUCGAUUCCGGAGCGACUGCUCACAUGCGUCUUGACAGAGCGAUUUUGGAAGAUGCAAUGAAGGUUGAGCAGCGCAUAAAUGUGGCAAACAACGGCGUAGCCCUGGUCAAAGCAAGCGGAAGUGUGAGACUUCAAGCGAUGGUUGAAGGCGACAAGUGUGAGCUGAUGAUGGCAAACGUUUUAAACGUCCCGGAUCUUGCACUGAAUUGGAUAUCGGUGAGUAAGAUUUGCUCUAAUGGCUACAUUGUCUCGUUUUCGGGAAAGAAGUGUGAUGUCCGAACCUGGUCCGCUGAGCUGGUGGCUGUUGGUCGAGAAAGCGAUGGUCUCUACAAGCUGUGUCAAGCUGGUCAGCAAACAACGUGUGCUCCAGAACUGCUGAUAUAUCUUUGUGGCAUCGACUGA
This is a messenger RNA of Uranotaenia lowii, 729 nucleotides long. RefSeq lists its product as uncharacterized. Lineage: Eukaryota; Metazoa; Arthropoda; Insecta; Diptera; Culicidae. The record is from RefSeq and is a predicted model, not a curated record. The transcript has 3 exons. Bases 1 to 729 code for a protein of 242 amino acids.